AAUUUCAUCCCUCCACCCUAGAUUUGGCUCCAAUCCUUCAUCAAUGCAUCAAAGACCUCUGGUGACUCACCACCGACAGCUCACCACAACGCGUCAACAACUCCUCUCCCUCGCGUUCCCUUUUCAGCGUUUUAUACUAUUACGGAACCCUCCCAUUUCUCUUCCUCUUCAUCUCCCAUGCGGUUUCUCUCCCUCUCGUUUGGUGGGCUGUGUUCUCAUUCUCGGUAAGUUGGGGCAGCUUAUGGGUGCACACGGAUGUGCUAAAGUUUGCACUUUUUUUCUUUCUGUUUUGUAUUCAGAUGUUUAUUUGUCUGUUAAUGAUGUUGGGUGAUACUUAGAAUACCUAUGACAUUGUGAUUUUUGUGGUUGUAUGUGUUUCUUUUGUUUUGAAAAAGUUUACUGCAUGCCAUUGCCAAGUGUCUCCUUGCACACUUUUUGUUUUCUUUUACAUUUUCAGUAAAAGACUGUGCAUUUAUGGAAGGUUGCUCUUUCUUUAUCUUGAGGUUGUAAAUUGAUUUCCUUUUGGUGGUAAGGAGUUCUGAUCUGUAGCUUCGUAAAGAUUACAUGGUAAUUGCAAGAGAGUCUUAUCCCACAAUAUAAGAGUAAUAAACUAAUAGCUGAGAAGUUAUAAAUCCAUGAAACAAGUAGUUACAGUUAGGAAGGUUAUUUAUUUAGGCCAUCUUGAGUAAAAUAAAGGGUUUUGGACCAAGAGAUAAGAAAACUUGCUGGUGGAAUAAGAGUUUGAGAAAAGAAGCAAAAGGAAGGCCUUAAAAAGGUUGAAAAUUGAGCAAGGUGAGGGUUUUUUUUUGUGGCUGUUCAAGAAAAAUGGCUAAUUACCUUAUGUGGUUUUUUUUUUUUUAAUUGGUUGGGUCACUUUUGAGAUAAAUCCUGGACAUAAAGUGAUGGGCAGGAGUCGUGUUACAGUUUGAUUAAUAAGCAAAUUAGAAAAUUUGGUGCCUUUAAUCCCAUUCAGUUUUCUUUUCAUUGGAUAAGUAUUUCAUGCGGUAUUGCUGUCGUGCCUAUUGUAUUCUAUGCGGUGCAUUAUAAUUAUAUUUUGUUAGGCCAUUAAACUUUUGUUCAAAAACAAUUGGGUGCAUAUCGCAAAUACUAGUCCAUUAAGAUCCUUGUUUUGGAUUUAUUUUAAAGGAAAACUGUUGCUUGUUCUUUGUUGAGAUGGAUGCGGGAACCAAUUUUUUUAGUGUGUGAAAGUAGUGUUAUAAUAUUAUAUAUAUUACGUGAAAUUGGUGCAGAAUUUUGGUAAUUGGCUAUGUGAAAGUAGUUUUAUAGUAUUAUAUAUAUCAUGUGAAAAGAACAUAUGGGUUGUGUCUGAGUUGCAUUUCUACUACUAUGGUUCAGUGCUGUUAUAAAUUUUUGAUGCUAUGAGUACAGUGUUUGGUCUGUAGGGGGCAUCAAUACAUGUUUUGUACUGUCCAAAAAAAUGAACAGAGGUAACUAGAUAAGUGUACAUCUGUAACCACUUCUUUGGAUGCAUGAAUGUGUUGCUUUGGUGACUAUUAAAAGAGUGGAGGGGUGAACUUUGUAUAUGAGUCUUCUUUAAAAUAGUGGUGUUGACAUAGCAGUAUUCAAAGAAAUAUAAGGAUACAAUCUUUGUUGUGUAAAAAGAACCUUAGUCCUUACCUGCCUGCAAGAGAGAUAAAGAUGCGAAGAUAUUUGAAACGUAGAGAAGCUUUGAUUGCAAACCCCAAAUACCAACUUCGCUUGCCUCACACUCAAAAUAACUGCCAUUCUCAAAACAUCAACAACCACCCUCGUGGUCUUCAUGACCUCGUUCGUCUCUACUUGGCACGUAAUCAAAUUGAACUUGCUCGUCACUUGUUUGACCAAAUUCCAAACCCAAAUGUUGUUUUGUGGAACAUGAUGAUCCGAGCUUAUGCAUGGACUGGCCCCUUUCAUCAAUCCAUUCAUCUGUACCAUUGCAUGUUGCAACUAGGCGUUACACCCAACAACUUCACAUUCCCUUUUCUUCUCAAAGCCUGUUCAGCUCUCCAAGCAAUUGAACUUGGGAGACAAAUACAUGACCAUGUCCUCACACUUGGCCUACAGGCUGAUCUCUACGUUUCCACUGCCUUGCUUGACAUGUAUGCCAAAUGUGGCAAUUAUUUUGAAGCACGCACAAUAUUUGACAAUUUGUCCCACAGGGAUAUUGUCUCAUGGAAUGCAAUCAUUGCUGGCUUUUCAUUUCAUGCUUUUCACUAUCAAACAACUCACUUAGUUGUCCAAAUGCAGUUAGCUGGAAUAUCACCGAAUUCUUCCACUAUUGUAUCUAUUUUACCCACAAUUGGACAAGCUAAUGCCUUAUGCCAGGGGAAGACUGUUCAUGCUUACUCUAUAAGAAAGAUCUUCAGUCAUGAUGUGGUUGUUGCAACUGGGCUAUUGGAUAUGUAUGCUAAGUGCCACCACUUAUCUUAUGCCCAGAAGAUCUUCAAUGCCCUGAACCAAAAGAACGAGAUAUGCUGGAGUGCUAUGAUUGGGGGAUAUGUCAUUUGUGACUCCAUGAGAGAUGCUUUGGCCCUUUAUGAUGACAUGGUGUAUAUGCAUGGCUUAAAUCCUACACCUGUCAUUCUUGCAAGCACACUUCGAGCAUGUGCAAAUCUCACUGAUCUGAAUAAGGGGAAAAACUUGCAUUGUUACAUGAUUAAAUCAGGGAUUAAUUCAGACACAACAGUGGGAAACUCACUNAUAUCAAUGUACGCCAAGUGUGGGAUCAUGGAUGAUGCACUUGGAUUUCUUGAUGAGAUGAUCAUAAAAGACUCGGUUUCUUAUAGUGCUAUCAUUUCAGGAUGUGUGCAAAAUGGCUAUGCAGAAAAAGCUGUACUUAUUUUUCGCAAGAUGCAGUUAUCGGGGACCGACCCAGAUUCUGCAACCAUGAUAGGUUUGCUUCCAGCUUGUUCCCAUUUGGCCGCUGUACAACAUGGGAUCUGNUGCCAUGGAUACUCAGUCGUUAGAGGCUUCACUGCAAAUACCUCCAUUUGUAAUGCCAUCAUUGACAUGUAUGCAAAGUGUGGAAGGAUUCAUAUCAGUCGGCAAGUCUUUGAUAGAAUGAAAAAGAGGGAUAUUGUUUCGUGGAAUACAAUGAUAAUUGGUUAUGGCAUUCAUGGGCUAUACAUAGAAGCAUUUUCAUUGUUUAANGAAUUACUAGCAUCAGGCAUGAAGCCAGAUGAUGUGACCCUUAUUGCUGUUUUAUCUGCAUGUAGCCAUUCAGGACUUGUGACGGAAGGGAAAUAUUGGUUUAAUAGCAUGAGCCAAGAACUCAACAUCUCACCAAGAAUGGCACAUUAUAUAUGCAUGGUUGACCUCCUGGCCCGAGCAGGAAAUCUGGAUGAAGCGUACUCCUUUAUUCAAAAGAUGCCAAUUGAGCCUGAUGUUCGUGUAUGGAGUGCAUUGCUCUCUGCAUGUAGGACCCGCAAUAAUGUUGAAAUAGGUGAACAGGUGUCAAAGAAGAUACAGAUGCUGGGACCUGAGGGUACUGGAAAUUUUGUUCUUAUGUCUAACAUCUAUAGUUCCGUGGGCAGAUGGGACGAUGCAGCACAUAUUAGAAACCUACAGAAGCAUCAAGGUUACAAGAAAAGCCCAGGAUGCAGUUGGAUUGAGAUCUCCGGGGUAAUCCAUGGAUUUAUUGGGGGUGAUAGAUCUCAUCCACAGUCAGUAUCCAUAAAUAACAAGUUACAAGAACUGUUGGUGCAGAUGAAAAGAAUGGGAUAUCAGGCAGAUUCUGGUUUUGUUUUCCAUGAUGUUGAAGAAGAGGAGAAGGAACAAAUUCUCCUUUAUCAUAGUGAAAAAAUAGCCAUUGCGUUUGGAAUUCUUAAUACCAGUCCCAGCAACCCCAUUCUAGUUACAAAAAAUUUGCGUAUAUGUGUUGACUGCCAUAAUGCAAUAAAGUUAAUGACUCUUAUAACAGAGAGGAGGAUAACAGUAAGAGAUGCAAGUCGAUUUCAUCAUUUUGAGAAUGGAAUCUGCAAUUGUCGGGAUUUCUGGUGAGAGAAAGAAAAGUUGGAGUUGCAGGUCUGUGUUAGAAUCAUCCAUUGCCACAAGUUCAUCCUGCACCCCUUGCUGCUUGAACCAGGUAAUGUUCUGUAUCAGUUCAAUAGCACGGAAGAUCAGGUGUGUUUUUAUGAGAAAAGUGUAUACUCUCAAUCCAGAGGAGAGAAAAUGCAUUUGUUUAAAAAACAAUUACAACCACGGUUUACAUUUAGCAUCUGCUAACCAGUAACGAAGUGAGCAAAGGUUCUAGCGGAGGGACAAGGAAACAUGAAUGGCUACUGAAAAGACUAGAAACAAUAAAGAUGGAACGGCCACAGCAAGUUCGUAUUUGUUCUUCAACAUUUGGUGGAGUUUGGACUAGAUCAAAUUUCUUUGAGAAGUGCAUUGAAUAUCAUUUCCAAGGUAAUUUAUCUUUUUCUUUUCAUCUAUUUCUAUACAGCACGUUGUUAGAUCUAUCUUAAUUGUUUUCAUAAAAAGGAUUCAUAACUACAUCUGACGUUUAGCUCCAGCACUUAGCACCUAUAUCUCAAACUCCGCACCAAAGUCUCAGAGUCUCGGCAAAGAAUUUUAAUCGCUGAGUUUGGCGUUUAGUGAUAUGAUUUCUGCUUAGCACUAAGCGGCAAGGUGGUAGCAGUGCCAUGAACCGCAUUUAUUUUUUGCUGCUGUAAAUGUAGUGCACUUUGUUGCAGAUAUUGCAAUAUUAUGAAUGGAUCAAUAUUAUGCUUCAGAGCAAUCAUGUGUGGUUCAUCUCUCUCGGUUACACUGAUGAAUCCUUAUUUGUGGUGUGAUACUCUUCUAUUAUUAUCAACCAGUGUCGAAUAUUAAAACAGUUUUUACUUGAAAGACAAAGGAAGAAAAACAUAGGAACAAGCAACAUCCUGUAGCUUUAGACAGCCCAGGUUUAGAAAAUUGUUGCCUUAUACAGUUAAGGCGAAAUGAAAUUAUGUUGUAAGUUAAUUUUGAUUUCUAGAAUCACAGACAAACUUACUGAUUAGGGAUAUGGUACAAUGAUAUCAGUUUUUUAAGGACUA
Messenger RNA from Vigna radiata var. radiata (mung bean), 5033 nucleotides. RefSeq names its product pentatricopeptide repeat-containing protein At3g16610. The transcript is spliced from 2 exons. Gene Ontology annotation, molecular function: zinc ion binding; protein binding; RNA binding. The record is from RefSeq and is a predicted model, not a curated record. Lineage: Eukaryota; Viridiplantae; Streptophyta; Magnoliopsida; Fabales; Fabaceae. Bases 1660 to 3999 code for a protein of 779 amino acids. Gene Ontology annotation, biological process: RNA modification.